GGCAACGAUCCAAGCCAAAACAAAGUAGACGCUGGCCUGCAGUUCCGUGGAUGUCAUUAGUUGUUCUGUUAGUUUGUUCUGAUUGCUAUUUUUUGUGCUGCUGUGCGAUCUCCGACGAUCUUCGAAGCAAUGAACAUCGACGUGGACGACUUCAUGCGGCGAUCGUCGACGGGGUACAACUUUCAGUACAUCAACGUUGGUAAUUUGGACCGAAUUAUUCGCAAUGUUCAGCGAAAUUCCGAUGCAACGAAAAAGGUUGAAUCGAAAUCCGUUAGUGAGGUUGGUCCUAGAUCACAAGCCAAUGGGAACGCUCGGUUGCUUUCCGAGGAUGAGAUCAACGAGAUUCUACGGGCGGCGGAAGAGGAUCUACAGGACAAGGAUCCCUAUCCGGUGGAGUUGACGGAAGUGGAUGAGAAUCAGAAGGAUUUGAAACCCGUCCAAGAUGGCCACGAUAGUGAUCAGACCGUGACUUCUUUUUCAUCGCGUUCUUCGUCGAUUUCAUCGAUCGUGAUCUCGUCAUCCAAGGAACUGAGGGAUCGCCAAUCGGACGAAGCAGCCGACGUUGAGGAUAAUCUGCGCUUCGAAGAAGAUGACUACACGUUGAAUGGCUUUGCGUUCAGUUCGAGUGAGUCGCAGCUCAACGUCGAACAGGAUAGGCAGAUUCAAAACUCGAUCGAUACCUGUUUCGAGUUCAUGGAUUCGGAAUCGAUCAUCGAGGAGGUGAUCUUAGAGCGCGAUGAGGAACGGGACGGAGAUUCGGAAGGAUCCGUGAAUGUGGCGCCCAUCAUAAGGGUUCGAUCACCCGUUAAGCCCGCUUCGGCCAUUAUCAAAACCUACGAACAGGAGUGUGAAGAACCGGUUAAUCAGGUUCAACCGGUGCUGGAUUUUGCCGCGAUCGAACGGAGCAACAAGAAUUCAAGAAGUGGUAGACAGUCGUUUGGACAGAAGAUCCCUUCCUUGGAACGGAUACGGCCUCCCUCGAGGAAGUCAUUAGUGGAGGAGUUUGACACGUUUAUCAAAAUAACAGAAUUACAGAAGAAAAUCUGUCUGAUGAUUGAUGAUGUUCGACACUGUCUCGGGAAGGUUGAAGAGCCUGAAGAUGAACUCGAGCUCAAGAAACGGGAGAAGCGUACCGCGGAGUUUCUCAUUCGAUUUCAGAGGAACUACCUGUACCAGAUCAAUCGGCUGGAAGAGGACGUUUGUGUGAUAUCCAAGAACUCCUCAGAGUUUGCUCAGAAGGUGUACCAACUGUACCGACUGAUCUACCAAGGACUGAAGUUUUACUUGAAGAACAUGAAAUAUUUUGUGAUUAGUGUAAGUCCCGAAAAGCUUUGGACCUUAGUGAAGCAAAUCAUGAGUUCUACGAAGCUUUGUGUUCAGAAAGAGAUCUUCGAUGAAGAUGAUCUGAUCGUGGAAGAAAUCUUUGAAAAGAGUCUUAAUCUGCGAAAGAGUUUGAAGGACGAAGCUAAUAAAUUGAAAAGUAAGAGCAAACGAGAAAAGACUUCGAAGGUCCAACCUGCCAAACCUUCCACGGCAUCUACGCACGUUACCAAACUGUCGAUGUAUGGAUCGACAAAUGUCGCCCAAAGGCGACGUCCACCACAACGAAGGAACGCAACUCAACCCGCCAAAACCCCAAACAACCGCAAACAGACUUCUUCCAAACCACCAUCCACCAAAGACAUUCCCAAGAAGACUCCCCGCGGUCGUAUCGUAGCCGUUCCGAUGACCAAAUCCAGUUCUUCCUCCCUCGGGCAAAGCAAAAGUUCCGUCCGGGUCCGAUCGGCCCGAACUCCGGCCAAAACCAUCGACGAUGUUGUCACGUUGAUCCAACAGCAAACGGACCCGCUGGCGGACUCGCCCCUUCUCAAGGAGGUGUCCAGUGCGUUAACCAAGAUGUCCUCCAGUCGAGAUGCGGCCAUCAGUCCGGAGGUGAACCAGCAGCUGCACCAGCUCAUCAUGGAGACUAUUCAGAACAUUACCCAGCAGCAGUUGAAGCAGUUGAUUCCGUCGCUGGAGCGUUCUACCGCCAAGACCAGCAACCAAAACCAACAGAACGAUCGAGCCGGCACGACCGGGAAGGAACCAUCCGUAGCGACCGAAGUUACGGGUGCAACUGACCAGACCAACCGUGUGGAAAAACGCUUUUCCACCAAGAGGCCAACCUCGCCCGAUCGGAAGAAAAACGCGGACGACAACACCCUAGAUGACGGUGGCGUAGGAAAUCGACAGAGGCGCACCUCGCCGUCGUCAGCAUCGCCAGCAACCCGCCAUCAUCGUGAUUGCGUGGGCGACAGUCAAAGUAGCGAUUCCGGUGCAGCUACUCCAGCAAUAAAACCGACCAACGCAGCCGUUGUCGUCGCACCGAAAGGUGUUGACUCGGAGAUUAGUGGGGGCAAGUUUAUCCUCAAUGAGUUCGAGGAUGGGUUUUCCGUGGACAACAACAAGCACCAUCACCACCAUAACAAGCCUGUCGGAAGUAUCGUGUCAUCGGGGAAGAUCACCAGCAGCAGAUUGACCGGAUCUGCGGCGGAGCAGAUGGGACGCGGCGGGCUGCUCGAGGACAGGAAAAGAAGUACCAGCACUCAGCGUAACCCCGGAGCAGGCCCGCGCCAGCAGAAAGUAAACUACUCGCAUAAUUUGCAAUAUCUGGAGAUCGUUUCACCGCCGGAUGACGACCGUACGCCAAACGCGCCAAAACCGGGCAGCAUUCCCGAGGUCCAGUCGCACAUCAAUCUGGCCGAGGAGGUGGCCCUAAAACAGCGCCAGCAGCGACGCCAGGAGAUGUACGGUCAGCUGAAGAAGCAAGUAUGUCGCGAUCGGAUGCGCACCCUUCGGCGGAUGGCGGAAAAUCCCGUGUACGUGAACGAUCACUUCGAUAGACCUUGGCAGACGGUUUCCCGCAUUUCCGACCAAUUGGUCGAGGAGCUGACGGAGGAAACCGUCCGACAGGGGUUGGACUUUGGGGAGGCGUCUUUCGUGGAGGACUUUCUACGCAUGCAGCUGGACGGGUGACGACGGUGGAGAAGGUGACGAAGUAAGCUGAAUAUUUUGGGGGAUGGUGGAAAGCGGAAAGGGUGUAUAUUUUGAUAGUAGUUACUUGACCUAUUAGGAUUUGUUAAUUGAAUAAACUAGGUGUCAGUAGAUGGCUCCAGUCCUGCA
Aedes albopictus (Asian tiger mosquito) is the source of this 3162-nucleotide messenger RNA. RefSeq lists its product as uncharacterized. The record is from RefSeq and is a predicted model, not a curated record. Lineage: Eukaryota; Metazoa; Arthropoda; Insecta; Diptera; Culicidae. Bases 130 to 3015 code for a protein of 961 amino acids. The transcript is spliced from 4 exons.